Messenger RNA from Arabidopsis lyrata subsp. lyrata, 3205 nucleotides. RefSeq lists its product as uncharacterized. The coding region runs from base 692 to 2644 and encodes 650 amino acids. NCBI's taxonomy places the organism in Eukaryota, Viridiplantae, Streptophyta, Magnoliopsida, Brassicales, Brassicaceae. The transcript has 2 exons. The record is from RefSeq and is a predicted model, not a curated record.
GCUACGUUUUUACCACGGCGGUUCGUGGCUAAAUUUAACUUAGCCACGAAAUAGCCAGGAAGUAGCCACGAACAAUACUGGUAAAUAAACCGUGGUUUUUCCGUGGUUUUUCCGUAGCAACACAGCCACGAAUUUGUCAUGUAUAGAUUCGUGGAAAAUAAAGCCACACUAUAGCUGCGCUUAAUUCGUAGCAACAUAGUGACGAUAAACAAACAUGGCUAAUUCGUGGUAAAAUUAUAGCCACCAACGCAUACCGUGGUUAAAUCGUGGCUAUGUCACCGAAUUCUGAAAGACGUUUAUCCACGAAAAAAAAUGUGGCUAAAUUCGUGGCUUAUCCACCGAAAUUUAUGUCACCUCAGUCAAUCUCAGUCAAGUUGUCCAAGUUGCGGACUGUAUAUUGUCGGAAAAGAUUCGAAAACUAUAGCCACGAAUAAAGUUCACGGCAAAUUAGUGGCUAUAUUUAGCUACGACUGACGUCAGUGACAAAUUAGUGGCUAAAUAUUGCCACGAUUGUUUGUCGUGACCAGUUCGUGGUAAGAUUUAGCCACAAAUAUCGUCGUAGCACAUUCGUGGCUUAUUUUUCCUAUAUAACCAACUGCGUUUCUCCAUUAAUUAUCAGAGCAAAGAAGAAGAGAGAAAAAAAAUAAUAAAACGUUUGAGCGUUCAAAAUUUUUUAUGUGACUAUUUUCCAAUGUCAUAUUAUUUUCAAUAUCGAGAGUGGAUGGAUCAACGUCUUGAUCCAUUAAUAAAUCGUGUUUCAGAUGAGUUUUUUGAGGGGGUUAAUGUUUUUAUUGAAUUUGCUUGUAAUCAAGCUUCUUACCAAGAGACCAACACUAUUUUGUGUCCGUGUGCGCGUUGUCAAAACGGAAAGCAGCGUGAUGUAAAAACGGUUAUUAAACAUCUUUCUCGAGUGGGGUUUAAGGGAAAUUACUAUGUUUGGUUAAACCAUGGAGAAAAAUAUUAUGACGUUGGAGAAUCAUCAGGAACAAGUCAUUUUACCGGUGAAGAAGCGACGUGGCCACCAAAUUCUACAAAUUUUCAAGUUCCAGAAAAUACGUACGAGUAUUUUCCAUAUGGAAAUACGAACAUCGAACAAGAGAUGGAGGCUCCACAUGUAGUAGAGAAUAUGAUGGAAACAACAAACGAAGAGCCAUAUCAUGAUAGCGUUUUCGAAGCUUUUGAAGCCGCUAAGGAACCUCUUUACGAUGGUUGUCCAGAAGGAAUUUCUCAGUUAUACCUAUCUUCACGUAUGUUGAAAGCAAAAUCUGAUUACAAUAUGGUGGAGGCAUGCGUAGAUGAGCUAUCACAGACUUUCAAAGUUGUUCUGCCCACACCAAAUAAAGCUCCUGCAUCAUACUACGAGACAAAGAAGUUGACACAAGCGCUUGGUCUACCGGUAUAUAAGAUUGAUGUUUGCGAGAAUAAUUGCAUGCUUUUUUGGAAAGGAGAAGAUGGAGAGCUGUUGCGGUGUCGGUUUUGUGAUGAAGAUAGAUACCAUCCACACAAUGGAAAAGGAAAAAAAAGGCCUAAGCAAAGAAUGUUUUACAUGCCAAUUACAGAUCGACUGAAGCGGCUAUACCAGUUAGAGAAUACUGCAACGGCUAUGCGAUGGCACGCUGAACAUAUGUCUCCCGAAGGAGAAAUGCACCACCCGUCCGACGGAGCAGCAUGGAAACAUUUCAAUGAGGUAUAUCCUAAUUUUGCUGCUGAAAGUCGCAAUAUUUAUCUAGGCUUAUCAACAGAUGGAUUUAAUCCUGUUGGUAUGAAUGGUGAGGCACACUCGGUUUGGCCAGUAAUCGUAACUCCUUAUAAUUUACCUCCUGGCAUGUGCAUGAAGAGAGAAUUUUUCUUUUUAUCGGUACUUGUUCCUGGGCCAAAGCAUCCCAAAAAAAGUCUGGAUAUUUAUCUCCAACCAUUGAUCGAAGAAUUGCAGAGUCUGUGGAUUGACGGGGCGGAAGCGUAUGACAUAUCAAAGAAACAAAAAUUCACGAUGCGAGCUGCUUUGAUGUGGACAAUCAGCGACUUCCCGGCAUAUGGCAUGUUGUCUGGUUGGAUGACGCAUGGCCGUUUAUCGUGUCCAUAUUGUCUAGAUGACACAAAAUCAUUUUGGUUACCAAAUGGAAGGAAGCAUAGUUGGUUUGAUUGCCACAGAAUGUUUUUACCUCAAGAUCAUCCUUACAGAAAAAAUGUUCAAGCAUUUCGUGGAGGGAAGGAAGUAAGAGAUGAUCCUCCACCGUGGUUGACUGGAGAGGAAAUUCUUUACGAAAGAAUAAACAAUAUUCGUGGGUUGUUUAGAACUGUCGAUUGUGGAGGGAACGGCCACGAGAAGCCUGCUCAAACUAUCGAUGGAUAUGGGAUUGAUCAUAAUUGGGUGAAAAAGAGUAUAUUAUGGGAGUUACCAUAUUGGGAAAAUCUUCUUCUUCGACAUAACCUUGACUUCAUGCACACCGAGAAGAAUUUUUUCGACAAUCUCAUCAACACGGUUUUGAAUGUUCCUGGGAAAACGAAAGAUAACAUUAAAUCAAGAAUGGAUCUUCCGGCGUUAUGUAGAAGACAUGAUUUACAUCUUAACCGAGAUGGAACAAUGCCGGUGCCAAUAUUUAGAUUGUCGAAUGAAAAAAAAGAGCAUUUCUCCUAUGGAUGAAAAAUGAUAUACGGUUUCCAGAUGGAUAUGCGUCAAAGUUUAGUCGUUGUGUUGACGAAAACCAUUGGAAGUUAUCUGGACUGAAAAGUCAUGAUUGCCACGUCAUCAUGCAACGACUACUCCCGUUUGCGUUUGCAGAACUUCUUCCAAAAAAUAUUCACACGGCCAUUUCAGAUAUUUCACUCUUCUUUCGGGAUAUCUCAGCGAAUAUUUUACGUAAAGAUGAUGUUGCUUUGUUGAAAGCAAAUAUUGCCGUUAAACUUUGCAAUUUGGAAAAGAUAUUUCCUCCAUCGUUCUUUGAUGUUAUGGAACAUCUUCCCGUUCAUCUACCAGAUGAAGCUGCUUUAGGAGGUCCAGUGCAAUAUCGGUGGAUGUAUCCGUUCGAGAGAUACAUGUACCAUUUAAAGAGGAAAGUUAAGAACAAGGCACACAUAGCGGGUUCGAUUGUUGCACAAUGCGUGAAUGAGGAGAUAGCAAAUGCUUCUGCAAAUUAUUUUGGACAUCCAGAAUUUAGAGAUGAUGUUAUUCCAGUUCCUGGAGAGAUUCGAUUCACAUACUUUU